Danio rerio (zebrafish) is the source of this 2738-nucleotide messenger RNA. Lineage: Eukaryota; Metazoa; Chordata; Actinopteri; Cypriniformes; Danionidae. The record is from RefSeq and is a predicted model, not a curated record.
AGAAAGGCGCUCGGUUUUAGGAAACUUGACCACUGAAUUCAUCAUUCUCGUGCGCGCUCUCGAUUCCCUGUUGCUGCGCUGGCAUCUGGCGCGCGCCGCAUCCAGCGGUGUCACGUGAUCAAGGAAAUAGCUGUUCUUUGAAAAUAUGCUCUUUGUAAGAAAGCCUUACGAUUGUAACUUGAAGUACAGACCUAUAAAAUGGCCAAUGUGCACGAAGUGUGUGUAUUUGGUAAGGUAGCGCUUGUAGGCGAGCUGGAAAUGUUUUGGUAGCACGUGAACACACAGCAGUGGCAUGCUGCAGCUUUAGUGGAAGCAGAUGUUUGGAUCUGGUUGCAGUUCUGUCUUGUCAUUCCUCUCCUGGUACGCCUUCGUCUUGAAGUAUGCAGUCCUGGCUGUUUAAGGAGCAUACUUUUGGUCAAGUAAUAUCCUGUGUCUCCUAUUGUUUGAUGAUAUCCAGGAGGAUGACUGUGCAGAGAUGACAAUGGCUCUGAGAAAAUCCAAAUCCUUUUGGAAGAAUACAGGACUUCAAACUUUAAUAGGAAGGUAACCUGUUACAUCAUGAGAAGGGUCUAUCUAAAGGGAGAUGUGCUUUGCUCUCUGACUCUGAUGUUGCUGCUUUUUCUGCUGUUAUAUGCCUAUCAAAGAGUGACUCCCACAUGGGGGACUUUGCAUAUUGAACAUGGGCCAACCAGCUCACGGACCCUCCUCAGUGGAGCAUCAAUGGGACAGCAGACAAAGCUAGUCCCUACAAAAUCUCUGGACAUACCACCUUGCCAGCCUGAAGUGCAGACCAAGUCUAAACCACAGGGACAAUCAAAGGUCAAACCUCAAAAAGCGCGUAGCAAAACAAAGUCAAAAUUUCAGCAGGCCUCAACAACAGCAAGUCUGCUACCAACACAACAUUCUUUUGACUUUGCUGAUUACCUUCGAAAGAAAGACCAGCGGGACUUUAAGAUGCUAAUUGAUCAGCCAACAAAGUGUUCUGAACCAGAAAGCGCCCCCUACAUGCUGAUCGCAAUAAAAUCAGUCACAACAGACUUCGACAAACGCCAGGUUGUUCGGCGUACAUGGGGACGAGAAGGGGUGUUCCAGAAAAACAUCAACAUCAAGAGAGUUUUUCUUCUUGGUGUGCCCCAAAAUCAGUCAGCGCUCCCAUUAUGGGACAAACUUUUGGAAUACGAGAGCCACACUUUUGGGGACAUCCUCUUGUGGGACUUUGAAGACACCUUCUUCAACCUGACACUAAAAGAAAUCCAUUUCUUGCAAUGGAUUAAUGUGAGUUGCCCAAAAACAAAGUUUAUUUUUAAGGGUGACGCCGAUGUUUAUGUGAACAUUGACAAUAUCCUGGAGAUGCUUGAGAGUCAAGAGAUCGAUAAGGAUCUUUUUGUUGGUGACAUCAUUGUCCAUGCGAAACCAAUUCGCAGACGCAGUAGUAAGUACUUUGUGCCUGAGUUUAUUUACGGCCAGGGGAUCUAUCCAUCCUAUGCGGGAGGAGGUGGAUUUGUCAUGUCAGGACACACCGCAUUGAAGCUCCACCUCGCCUGCAAAGAGGUGGAGCUCUUCCCCAUUGAUGACGUCUUUCUGGGCAUGUGCCUGCUGAGAAUUGGCCUUCAGCCGACCCGCCACGAGGGUUUCCGCACCUUCGGGAUUGUAAAACCAUCAGCUGCACCGCACCUUCAAGUGUUUGACCCCUGUUUCUACAGAGAGCUGAUGGUGGUACACAGCCUGACUGUCCCCCAGAUUUGGCUCAUGUGGAACCUUCUGCAUGACCCUAACCUUCGGUGUCACAGGAGUCAGGAUCCCACAGUUUUUCCCUUUCAGUGGAGUGAAAAAAUUGGCAAGACGGCUAGAAACAAGGCAGAGGAGAAUCUAAGGAAUAAGGACUAUGGGAUGAAAGUGUUUGUGGAGCAUUAACUCUUCACUGUACUGUGACUAGAAGGAGCCCCGUUCAUACUGCCUUCAGCUGACCAGCCAUGAGGGUUUCCGUAAUUGCGGGAUUGUGAAACCAUCAGCUGCACCGCACCUCUAGGUGUUUGACCCCUACUUCUAUAGAAAGCUGAUGGUGGUGCACAGCCUGACUGUCCCCUAGAUUUGGCUCAUGUGGAACCUUCUGUAUAACCCUAACUUUUAGUGUCACAGGAGUCAGGAUCCCACAGUUUUGCCCUUUCAGUGGAGUCAUAAAAUCGGCAAGAUGGCUAGAAACAAGGUAGAGGAGAAUCUAAGGAAUAGGGACUACAGGAUGAAAGUGUUUGUGGAGCAUUAACUGUACUGUGACUAGAAAGAACACCGUAAAGACUGAUCCAAUGAAAAAAAGCCAACAGGCGAGCGUCAAGUACUUCAGUUCAUAUGGGGAUAAGAAAGCGUGUUCAAGAUAGAAAUAAACAGCCAGAGUUUUUCUUCUGUUUUUGGACAAGUUUUGGAAUACGGGAGCUACAUUUUUGGUCACAUCGUCUUGCUUGAGAAUCUCUCACCACAAGCAUUUGUGAUGUAUAAACUACACUACCUGACAAAAGUCUUGUCGCCUAUCCAGGUUUUAGGAUUGACAAACAAUAACUUGACUUCUAGUUGAUCAUUUGGCAUAAGAAGUGGCUUAUGUGAAAGGCAAGUCCUCUAGUUUACACUUAUUUUACCAAAAUAAAUUAUGACCACGCCUUGAUUUUUAAUUAUUUAAUCAGGACAGUAAGGUCUGACUUUAUUUAGGCAAAAGUCUUGUAACUUAACAGAAAUAAUGUACAGUA